UAAACCCAUUAGGGUUUUGGCUAAUAUAAAGGACUACUAGUUACAAACCCUAGUUUCUGAUCCCCUCAACCUUCAGCAGAUCGCCGACGACAGCGCCGCCGGUGACCCGUAAACAUGGUACACGUCAACUUUUAUCGUAACUACGGGAAGACGUUUAAGAAGCCUCGACGUCCUUAUGAGAAGGAGCGAUUGGAUGCAGAGUUGAAACUUGUAGGAGAAUAUGGAUUGAGGUGUAAGAGGGAGCUCUGGAGAGUUCAGUAUGCUUUGAGUCGUAUCAGGAAUGCUGCAAGAAUGCUUCUGACAUUAGAUGAGAAGGACCCUCGUCGUAUUUUUGAAGGUGAAGCACUCUUGAGGAGGAUGAACAGAUAUGGGUUAUUGGAUGAGAGCCAGAACAAGCUCGAUUAUGUCUUGGCUCUUACUGUGGAGAACUUUCUUGAGCGUCGUCUCCAAACCCUUGUCUUCAAGACUGGCAUGGCUAAGUCAAUCCACCAUGCUAGAGUGCUCAUUAGGCAAAGGCAUAUCAGGGUCGGAAGGCAGGUGGUGAAUGUUCCAUCCUUUAUGGUGAGAGUGGACUCCCAGAAGCACAUUGACUUCUCUCUCACCAGUCCUUUCGGUGGUGGUCGUCCUGGAAGAGUGAAGCGAAAGAACCAGAAAGCUGCUGCAAAGAAGGCAUCUGGUGGCGACGGAGACGAGGAAGAUGAAGAAUGAUCACCCACCUAUUUUCGUGUGUGGAGCUUUAAUGCCCAUGUAGUACUGUCUCUUCUCUGCAAUUUAAGUAAAUUUUGCACUCCAGGCUUUGGACUAAAUUUACUUUGAAGCAAUUGACCUGGUUAUCUAGAGAGAAAUAUGUCUGGAUAUGAAUUUGAUCUAAAUCCAAACUUCCAAGACUUAAAUUUGAGAA
Molecule: messenger RNA, 901 nt
Organism: Lycium barbarum (goji berry)
Lineage: Eukaryota; Viridiplantae; Streptophyta; Magnoliopsida; Solanales; Solanaceae
Product: small ribosomal subunit protein uS4y-like
Exons: 3
Coding region: 115-708 (197 amino acids)
Biological process (GO): positive regulation of translational fidelity; translation
Cellular component (GO): cytosolic small ribosomal subunit
Molecular function (GO): rRNA binding; structural constituent of ribosome
Source: RefSeq, a predicted model, not a curated record